AUGGAUGAUUUUUCACAGUCGGAAAUAAUGGUACAGCUGCGUUCCUCAAUGAAAGUCCUUGACUCUCUCCGAAACGAGCACAAGACUACACUGAGAGAGUUGCUGAAGGUGGGUGAAACGAACGGCCAGCCAAAAUCGCCUAAAGCUGAGUCAUUAGAAUUCUUCAUAGAUAAGAUAGAACGAGCAAUGGGUGACGGAGAUGAGCUCCUUACAGUUUCUGACUAUCUCCAAAUUUCCGAAGCCGAGAAACAGAGAUUAAAAGCUCAAAGCAGACGUCUCUUGCAUGAAAAUAGGUGGUUAAGGGAGGAACUUGCAAGUCUACAAGCUCAAUAUCGCCAAAGUCAGGUGAAGGUAGUUGCUCUGGAAGAAGAGAUUAAUAAUCUUAAAUUUGCCAAUGAAAUGGCAAAAUACGAUGCGCCUGACCAGAGUGGUCUUCCUGGUGGUGAUGCUGGCGGCAAAGAUAUCAAGUCUGGCGAUGUCCAGGAUAAGGAUGAAAGUGACCAGGAUGUUAUGUCGUCUAGUCAAACAACAGUACUGUCGCAGAUCAUCAACAACUACGAGAUUCCCGCUAGACUACGUACAUUGCACAACCUGGUUAUUCAGUACGCCAGCGAAGGCCGUUAUGAAGUCGCAGUUCCUCUUUGUAAACAGGCCCUGGAAGACCUGGAGAGGACCAGUGGACGUGAUCAUCCGGAUGUGGCCACUAUGCUCAACAUUCUUGCGCUGGUUUACAGGGACCAGAACAAAUAUAAAGAAGCAGCGCACCUUCUCAAUGAGGCUCUGGUUAUUCGCGAGAGGCAUCUAGGUCCAGAUCAUCCUGCCGUUGCUGCCACUCUAAACAACCUUGCUGUCCUUUACGGAAAACGCGGAAAGUACAUGGAGGCCGAGCCUCUCUGUAAACGAGCUCUGGAGAUAAGGGAAAAGGUCCUGGGAUCAGAUCACCCCGACGUUGCCAAACAACUAAAUAACUUGGCUCUUUUAUGCCAGAACCAAGGCAAGUAUGCAGAGGGUCUUCAAGACUCUCACUACUAUGGUGAGACUGUUCGUUCAGCGGCAGUGCAUGAGAUUGCUCCAGACCCUUACCAUCUCCUCCCCUCAUCGUCUAGUUGUUUUACUUGUUCUCUUCAUCCCUCUUUUCGCAUGCCUGGUGUUGUAACCGAAUUCGCCGCUGAAUUGCCUGUGGAACGCUACUACCAACGCGCCCUCAAUAUUUACACUGUCUGCCUCGGUCCUAAUGAUCCCAAUGUCACCAAAACGAAAACCAAUUUGGCCUCGGCCUACCUGAAGCAGGCCAAAUACGCGGAGGCUGAGGCGCUGUACAAGGACAUUCUUACCCGCGCUCAUGAACUGGAGUACGGCAAGCUCACAAAUGAGAAUAAGCCCAUUUGGAUGUUAGCGGAGGACAGGCAAAACGGCAAGUGGGACCCCUCCCUCGCUAGUCAAGCCAUGGCCCAACGCACCGCCCUCAUGGAAAACCCCACAGUGGCUACCACGCUGCGAAAUCUGGGCGCCUUAUAUCGCCGCUCAGGCAAAUUUGAUGCCGCCGAAGUCAUCGAGGAGUGCGCUGGUCGCCCCGGCAAGGCGGCUGAGGUUGUUAGGCCUUUUGCCUUUUCAUUUGUAUUGAUGCAUUAA
Echinococcus granulosus is the source of this 1632-nucleotide messenger RNA. RefSeq names its product Kinesin light chain. The record is from RefSeq and is a predicted model, not a curated record. Gene Ontology annotation, cellular component: membrane-bounded organelle; kinesin complex; cytoplasm. Lineage: Eukaryota; Metazoa; Platyhelminthes; Cestoda; Cyclophyllidea; Taeniidae. Bases 1 to 1632 code for a protein of 543 amino acids. Gene Ontology annotation, biological process: microtubule-based movement. The transcript is spliced from 10 exons. Gene Ontology annotation, molecular function: kinesin binding.